CUGUAGUAACCCAGUAUAGCGGUGUCAUCCGGUAAAGUAGGACGCACGCUAGACGCUCUCGGGACCUGUGUACAAAACGUCUCGGUCCUGGUGUCGUAGGAGUGUCAACAAGUUGUUAGUGUCUCGAAGAGGAGUCGCGUGUUACAGCAACCGUGAAUCCUCCAGACUGACCUGCCGGAUCGGCGCCGUGUGUCUGGCUCUCCAAGCGCAGCAAUGCAUCUCGCUCUGUGGUGGUUGUGCGCAGCGUGUGUGUGCGCCGUGACUGCAACCACCACGCCUCCCCUUCAGCUCCCUGCGCCGAACCCCGCCAACUUGACCCUCCGCAAGUGCUUCUGCGGGGCAGGGCAGGCGUGGGACGGCGAACAUUGCGUAGACGCGGAGGAGACCUUUGUGGCCGUGAUGAACCAGAACGAGAGAAUAUUCGUGAUCGACAGCCGCGACUUCGGCCAGGUGAUCACGGGGGAGAUCACGUGCCCAGACCUGCGGGAGCCGGCGGUGUUGCGGAUCGAGGACUACGUCUUCAUGACCACGAACGACAGGGCUUACUGGCGGAACCAAAGGGAGCUGUUUCAAGAAUUCUGCAUUGAGCACACACCCAAACUGGAGUUCAGAGUAUGCCUUCAUCCGCCGACCAUUCCUCGCUGCUGCCUGCCGGGACACGUGCUCGAAAAGGAUGGCUCCUGCACGCCGCGCGAUGCGAUAGAGUUCAAGCCUCCUGUGAACCUGCGGUUCACGGGCCAGCCGCUGCAUUUCCCCGACAUGAACGCCGCUGAAGCUGUCGAGGAGGUGACCUGCCAGGGCCUCGCUGUGCCUCACCGCGCAGACCUCUCUGGCAGUAGCGACAUCCUGCUGUACAACGUCAACAAGGCACCGCUGGUGUGGCUUCCGCCCUCGGAGUACGCCCGGACGCCUGAGGUGACCACGUCAUAUUGCGUCGGCGUAGAGGCCGGGAGCUCCGUUAGCGAAGAGAAGUAUGUGGCUGUUGUGUGCUACACGGACCUGGCGAAGGUCCACCGCCACAUCUGUGCCAACGGAACCUGCGUCAGGAAAUGCUGUGCUGCCGACGAGAUCUUCACUCCUACAGCCUGUCUCAAAGCAGCGUCUCCCAAGGAAAUAUGGCAACCGAGUUUACACUUCAAUAAAAGCAUGACUCCUGAGGAAGAGAUCAGCGACGACCUGAUCGUGGUGAGCGGCCUGCCGUUAUGCAAGCACUUCUUCGACCUCAGGCCGGAGAAGGACGAAAACGACAAGCACUUCCUGCUGGGGAACGGCAGCCUCCACCUGCCCGCGCAGGGAACAUACCACGCCGACAAGUACUGCCUCGACCUGCAACUGACCAGCACUGGGCAGGAGCUGAUCACCAUACUGUGUGCGCCGACUCUGGAAAACGAGUGCGAGUGGAAGGACGUCCUCAUCCUGGUGCUUCUCUGCAUCUCCUGCGUGUUCCUCUUCGCCACCUUGGUCGUGUACAUCAGCGUCGCUGAGCUGAGGGACAGAACCAACGGCCGCUGCCUCAUCUCCAUGGUGGCCGCCAUGCUUGCCGCUUACGUCAGCAUCGUGGUCAAUCGAGAGUCACGUGACGCUUCUGACGGCGAGUGCCUCACCAUGGGAUUCAUUGGCCAUGUCUGCUCCCUGGCCACUUUCUUCUGGCUAAAUGUCAUGUGUUUUGACAUGUGGUCCACUUUAAGGUCAUCGAGGCAGAAGUACCAGAGUCUGAAGGUCUUCGUGUUCUACAGCGUCUACGCCUGGGGCUGUCCUCUGCUCGUCGGCUUCGUGGGCCUCACUCUAGACCUCGUGGAGCCGGCCAACGUCAUCAGGCCGGAUUUCAUUCACAAGUCCUGCUGGUUUCAAGGUGAAGCCGAGUUCUGGACCUACUUAUCCGGGUUCAUAUUGGUGCUGGUUGUAAAUCUGUUCUUCUUCAUCCACGUGGCCAUCACUCUGGCCAGGAAGCUGAGGCAGCGACACACUCUCUUUGACAGCAAUGACAGUCGGGCCAGUAAUGCCAACAAGAAAAACAAAGAACAAGUAUGGCUGUUCGUGCGCCUCUUCAUCGUGAUGGGCGUGGUGUGGGUGACCGAGAUAUUAUCUACAUUGCACAGAGGAUCUUGUAGUUAUUGGGUUCUUACGGAUAUAUUGAACAGUCUUCAGGGUGUGUUUAUUUUCGCCGUGGCUGUUUGCAACAAGGACAAUAUUAAAAAGAUUAAGCAUUCCUGGAAAACUCGCUACACAACAGUACGGAGCAAAGUGGGCACCCUCAGGAGCACUCCAUCAUCCGAGAAGACAGCCCAGGCUAAGCGCUUUACGGACCUCAGUGUAGCAGCUUCUGAAGCCUCCAGGAAAACCUCGGUGACUUCUCUCCCACGCAAGCUUUCCACGGCUUCUAAUGCUGCCCUUCCAGCUUUAAAUGCCAAUAAUAAGGGUAAUAGAUUGACUGAUCAAAGCUUGUCUUCAGAGGCAGCCUCCGCACCCCGGAAAAUAUCGACUGUUUCGAACCUUGAAAUGAUACCUAUGAGCUCCAUGGAAGAAUAGUAUCCAGUCUACUUCAGUCUUUCUUUUGUACAUAUUUCUUUCUGGUUAUUAUUUUUAAGUAUGGGAGAAUUGCGAAAAGUCGUACUAAUUUUAUUCCUCAGAUAAAAAGUCGCAGUGCAGAAGUAAAGGAAGGGAAUGUUUAUUUAAUGAACAGUGUUGUUGUUUUUUUAGGAUAUCAGAUAUUCUCGUUAAAGGCUGAUGGAAUAGGAAGUAAUGUAUUAUGAUAAUAGUCGCAUGAUAUUCCUGUGCGUUUGAGUGGAUCUACGGAGAGACAGACGAAGUGAUUUACAUUGACUCGAGUGGUAAUGACUUGGAAUGGAUGUCGCACUGUAAGAAACACCAGAACUUCAUUCAAUCAAUAUAACAGGUGUUUGAGUGAUAAAUACUAUCUGUGAGUGUCCUAUUUUUUACAAAUUGUACCCGGUAAGUGAAAACUAUUUUCGUUGUAUUUUCCUAUCCAAUGUAUUUUUAUUAACAUGCAGAAAUGAUUAUAUAUUUCAUUUACUGUGUCUGAUAUCUAGUAACAAUGUUGCUGUGAAAAUCCUGCCGUUACAAGAAAAUACUUGAAUUUCAUGUGUAACCGUGGGAUUAUAUAUACAAUGUAUUUUUGUACAGUUGAUCAGAAAUUCGAUCUUGACAUUUAUAUCUGAACAUCUCACAAAGGGUGUGAUAAUUUUUGCAUUACACUUUAAUUAUUCAUCCUAUAUGUGUAUAUAUACUUUUUUGAAGUUUAGUUGUAUGUUAUAAACAG
Penaeus monodon (black tiger shrimp) is the source of this 3280-nucleotide messenger RNA. Its product is annotated as probable G-protein coupled receptor Mth-like 3. Gene Ontology annotation, cellular component: membrane. Gene Ontology annotation, molecular function: G protein-coupled receptor activity. Lineage: Eukaryota; Metazoa; Arthropoda; Malacostraca; Decapoda; Penaeidae. The record is from RefSeq and is a predicted model, not a curated record. Gene Ontology annotation, biological process: cell surface receptor signaling pathway; G protein-coupled receptor signaling pathway.